Molecule: messenger RNA, 2875 nt
Organism: Drosophila busckii
Lineage: Eukaryota; Metazoa; Arthropoda; Insecta; Diptera; Drosophilidae
Gene: Pink1
Exons: 5
Coding region: 395-2473 (692 amino acids)
Biological process (GO): protein phosphorylation; positive regulation of mitochondrial fission; regulation of apoptotic process
Cellular component (GO): mitochondrion
Molecular function (GO): protein serine/threonine kinase activity; ATP binding
Source: RefSeq, a predicted model, not a curated record
GUCUGUUUUGAGUAUUUUCAUUGUUUUUAUUGUGAGCUUGAGGCUAAUUCUAGUUCUGAAGCUACUUUUUUUUUGUUCAUUCGGCAGCGUUAAUUAACUUUAUUAAGCAAAAUUAUCGCCGUACAUUAUCUAAGCUUAAACUCCUGUGGAUUUACUACAGAUGCAGCAGUGACGGCGGUCAAUUCUACGACGCAAAACCAAAAAAUCGACUGACAAAGCGACUAUCGAGCUAUCGAUAGCCGGCGAUCAUACCUGGAAGGCAGGUGGCGCCGACGACAUAAACAGCGAGAAAGACGAGGACGAAACCCCUAAGCAAACCAAGGCGUUGGUCGGGUGCGAGUGGUUGUUGUUUGUAAGAGCUACAACAACUGGGUGCAACUACAGUUGGUAAAAGAUGUCUGUGAGACUGUUAACCGUGCGACUAGUCAAACAUGGUCGCUACGUUUUACGCAGCUAUUGGAAACGUGAAAUACACUCCAACAUUUUGGAACAAAGCCAUUUGAAAACGCGAAGCAAGAGAGGCUCUCCCCUAACCUCGGUCAAUGUACUGCGGAAUUCAGCCGUACCACCGUCGCCGCCUGUGGCAAAUGUGUUGCCGCGUUGCAGUCCACCAAACGCAACCAAUAGUGGGCUCUUUCGCUUUGGCCAGCAUGCGCGCAAGCUUUUUAUUGACAACAUAUUGAGUCGCGUGACCACCAAUUACUCGGAGGAACUGCGAAAGCGUGCGACACGAAAGCUAUUUUAUGGGGAUUCGGCACCAUUUUUUGCACUGAUCGGCGUCAGUUUGGCAACCGGCUCAGGUGUGCUCAGCAAGGAAGAUGAACUAGAAGGAGUCUGCUGGGAAAUACGUGAGGCAGCCAGUCGGCUACAAACAGCUUGGAAUCACGACGAUGUUUCCGAUACGCUAAACAGCGACUUUAAUAUUGAUCACUUGGAUGUGGGACCGCCCAUAGCCAAAGGCUGUGCAGCCGUUGUCUAUGCAGCCAAUUUUAAACAACAUGGUGAGACGAAAACGCCAAGUGAGAGUCCCAGAGCUGCUGCUGCGGUUGGUGGCAAUCACUUAUCUACUAGCUCCACCAGCUGGAGACCGGAAAUGAUGUCGCCCUUGCAGAAUAUGUCUAGAUUUGUGCAUAAUUUCGGUGGCUCUAUGGAUAAUAUAUAUCACUAUAGUCAGCCCACGGCAGCGAGCAAUUUUGUGGAAGCGGAGGCAGCUGCGGAGAAGCCACAGGCACAUCAGACCGAAGAGCAGGAGCAAGUACAUCCGCGUGCUAGCAGCAGCUCAUUGGAGCGUUAUCCAUUCGCCUUGAAAAUGAUGUUCAACUAUGAUAUACAAAGCAACGCGAUGUCCAUCUUGCGCGCCAUGUACAAGGAGACAGUGCCGGCCCGUCAGCGACGCAUGAACGCUAGUGCCGAGGAGUGGGAACGUUUAUUGGGUAAUCAAACGUUAGCGCUGCCGCCGCAUCCGAAUGUUGUGUGCAUGUUUGGUUUCUUUUGCGACCAGGUGCGCAACUUUACCGAUGGCCAUCUGUUGUAUCCCAUAGCACAACCGCAGCGCAUUAAUCCGCAUGGAUACGGCCGCAAUAUGUCGCUUUAUUUGCUAAUGAAGCGUUAUGAUCAUAGCCUGCGUGGGUUGCUGGAUGCCAGCGAGCUGAGCACGCGCACUAAGAUUCUGCUGCUGGCGCAAAUGUUGGAGGCAGUAACUCAUCUAAGUCGCCAUGGUGUUGCGCAUCGCGAUCUCAAGUCGGAUAAUGUGCUUAUUGAGCUGCAAUCGGAUAGCGAAGAGUCUCCCUUGCUGGUGCUCUCCGACUUCGGCUGCUGUCUGGCGGAUAAAGUUCAUGGACUGCGCAUACCGUAUGCCUCCAGUGACAUUGAUAAGGGCGGCAAUGCAGCGCUAAUGGCUCCCGAGAUAUUCAAUACACAACCUAGUCCCUUUGCUGUGCUCAAUUACAGCAAGGCGGAUCUAUGGGCAUGUGGUGCACUUGCCUAUGAAAUCUUUGGUCAGCCGAAUCCUUUCUACUCGGCCAGCGGUGGGUUGGCACACGCCCGUGGUGAACUCAGCUAUUCGCUCCGCAAUAGUGACUAUCGCCAGGAGCAGCUGCCGCCGCUUAGCGAUGCUUGUCCGCCGCUGCUGCAGCAGCUGGUCUAUAAUAUAUUGAAUCCCAAUCCGUCGAAGCGCAUCAGUCCAGACAUAGCGGCCAAUGUAAUGCAGCUUUUCCUAUGGGCACCAUCCAACUGGCUGAAGGCGGGCGGCAUGCCCAACAGUCCCGAGAUUUUGCAGUGGCUACUAACAAUGACUACAAAAAUCAUGUGCGAGGGACGUCCACAAUACGGGGCUGUUGGCGAAAACAGUUAUCAGCAGUCGGGACGACGUGCCUAUGUGGAGUACUUGCUCAUAUGCAGCUUCUUGGCGCGCGCACGCUUGCGACGCAUACGCGGUGCUCUCAGCUGGAUACAAAAUGUGGUGUCAGCGUAGAUGUAGAGAUGUUAGCAUAAUAGAGUGUUGAUGGAGUGGCAAGCAGCAAAUGGCAAAAGGCGUGUGAUACCUAAAUAUAUUCUAUAUAUAUACAUAUACAAACAUAAUAUUUAAAACAAAAUAUAUACAUGCAUAUAUAUUUUUUAAAAUAUGUAUUUAUAACAAUUCAAAAUUGGCCGCAAACAAAUAAGUAAAUUUAUAUUUUUAUAAGCCUUGCGCUCUUCAUGCACGUUUUCUUUUGUCCUGUCGUACUGAAAGCUUAUAGGAAACUUGCUUACAUUUUUUCUUAUUAUUUACUUAUUAAUUAUUUUAGGUUCUUCAUGUAGUUUAUGUUGAAUAAAAUUUGUAAUCAAGCUAGCAUAUCUGAAUAAAUGUGACCAAAAUUCAAGAGCAGUCCCAUAA